AUGGAAGAGCGUUGCUUAAGAGACGCAACCUCUCUGACUGUGAGUCCCAGCAGCUCUCAGAUGUUUAUACGACAGUCUGUCUCUCUGAGCUGUGAGGAGGACGACAGCUCUGCUGGAUGGAAGCUGAGGAGGAACACAACCAGAGAAACCAGGAAGGAGUGUGGAGACUGGGGAAGACCAGCUGGUUCCUCCUGUGAAAUCAGCUACACCCUCCCACUGGACAGUGGAGUUUACUGGUGUGAGUCCAGAGAGGGAGCAACCAGUAACAGCAUCAACAUCACUGUCACUGGUGGACCAGUGAUCCUACAGAGUCCUGUCCUCCCUGUGAUGGAGGGAGAUGAUGUCACCCUGCACUGUAAAACAAAGACCUCCAACCUCCCAGCUGGUUUCUAUAAAGAUGGCUCCCUCAUCAGGACUGAGCCUGCAGGUCACAUGACCAUCCACCAUGUUUCCAAGUCUGAUGAAGGCCUUUACAAGUGUAACAGCAGUCAUGGAGAGUCUCCAUCCAGCUGGAUCUCUGUCACAGGUAAACCUACAACCAAAGCCCAGCCCCCUGUAUCUGAAGCCCCGCCCCCUGUCUCAGCUUCUCCCCAGUUUGUGUUCAGACUGGUCUGCCACCUAGUGGUGGUCUGUCCGUACUUCAUCUCUACUCUCCUCAUGGUGUCUUUAUAUCGACACAGACCUACAGUGUGA
This is a messenger RNA of Scomber japonicus (chub mackerel), 693 nucleotides long. Its product is annotated as Fc receptor-like protein 5. Gene Ontology annotation, biological process: cell surface receptor signaling pathway. NCBI's taxonomy places the organism in Eukaryota, Metazoa, Chordata, Actinopteri, Scombriformes, Scombridae. The transcript has 5 exons. The record is from RefSeq and is a predicted model, not a curated record. The coding region runs from base 1 to 693 and encodes 230 amino acids. Gene Ontology annotation, molecular function: transmembrane signaling receptor activity.